Leptosomus discolor (cuckoo roller) is the source of this 1668-nucleotide messenger RNA. NCBI's taxonomy places the organism in Eukaryota, Metazoa, Chordata, Aves, Leptosomiformes, Leptosomidae. The record is from RefSeq and is a predicted model, not a curated record.
AUGACCAGAAGAAGAACUAAAUCAAUUCAUAAGCCAGAGGUAAUUCAGGAAUCUCAUUAUGAAGAGUUGGAACAUGCAGAAACAAAGUCAGAUGUCAGUGAUAGCUUAGAGAUGCAAAUUGCUAGAAAGGAGAGCACAACUGUUCAUCCAGCACAAUCAGUUGCUGAACUACAAGCUGAUGGGGAUGUGUCAGAAACAGAAUCAAACUGCUCUGCUGUGUCUGGUGUUCAGACACCUUUGUUUGUGAGAGUGACAAGAAGACGACAAAUUGUAGUUCCUUAUCAACCAGAUUGUCCUGACAAAAAAAGACAGGAUAAGACAGCUUUUGCAAAGAAGUUAAGCAGGAUUCUGGAUGAAGAGGAUGUCUCUGAAGCUGAGUCUUGUUCCUCUGCUGUUUCGGGUGUCCAGAUGCCUAGUGUUACCAGAACAACAAGAAGCAGACAAAGCAAAAAGAAAUUGAAGCCAGAUGCAGCUCGUGAAGUCCAGAGUGAAGAUAUUUCUGAUGCAGAGUCAUGCUGCUUGAGUUCUGGUAUGGAGCUGUGCAUCACUCCCAAACGAGUUACUAGGAGCAUGCAAAUGAAAUCACAAGCAGAAAAUAUUAAGCAGACUGAGAAAGGAAGGAGAUUUGUUUUAGAAGGUGACAAUUUAAUUGAGGACACCGUUAAAUCUCAGCCAGUAAUAAUUUCUGAUUCUAGACCUGCUGCAGAACUUGUCCCUGACACAGAAGAUGCUUCCUCUGUCACUGAGGAUAACAGAGAACCCAGUUCACCUAAAAGCAAAUAUUCUUCCGAAUCUGCCAAUGCAACCCGGAGCAAAGACGUGAAAGAAGAGGUUUUGAAUGACGUGACACCCGUCAGCCUUACAAAAAUGAAACAAAGUGACGCUGAAUCGCCUGGAAAAAAAGCAAUACAAAAUACACAGUCUGUUGGGGUAGAUGGUUCAGAGGAAGCACGUGGCCAAACUUCUUCGACUGACUGCGUGAGUCCCAAACAAUGUUUAGAAUCCCAAGGGCAAAUAUCACCAAAGGAAAGUAAAAGAACUCCAGAAUGCCAGAGAGCAGAUGCUGAGACAGAUGCACAGCAGUCUUUCACCCGUGCUGAUGCAUUAAGAAAGGGUGAGCAAGCGAGUGCAGCGAGCAGCCCGCAGAAAGACGUAGCUGUUGCACAAGGAACUGAUAGCGUUGGUAGGUGCAGGGUGCUUGAAAUCACUGUGGGCAGUGGUGAAGACCAGGCAGGAGAAUAUGCUGAAUCUGUAUCCCACAGCAGUGAAAGAUCAAGCACUGGAAACAAUUCCCUUUCAUUGUUUCUGAGCCAAGACGAAGGGGAUGAAUCUGAAAACGGUGAUGUGGCAGACAUAGAUAUAGCUGAAGAGAGUCUGCGCUAUAAAGAGGCGGAUGAGAAGACCCCUUCCCUCAACAAAUCGUUAAAAAACAGUUCACUGCAUGCUGAAGGGCUUUUUGUGAUUGAUACUGAGCCUGGCAUGAGUUCCAGCCAAAAGUAUUAUCUAGAUCAGGUAGAUCAAGAUCAAGAUAGUGAUGCUGAAAGUAAGCAUGAAGGAAGUGAAAAAGGUGAAGAAUCCUCUGAUCUGGAAGAGGCUGGAGAGGAAUUGAUAGAUGAAGAUGAGAAAGGUGAAGAUGAUGAUUUGUUGAAAACUAAGAUUGACGUGUAA